AUCUACGCCCAACCAAGAGGAGAGUGCAGACAGUUUGGGGUCUUUCCGUCCUUUAAAUUAGUGAAGCCGGUCCACUCUCCACAGCCAUCCUCUGGGACCACACACGCACAUUCCAACUGUCUCUCUCCUCCCUCCCUUUCUCUCUCUCUCAACACACACACAUCCACACACGGACGCUCAUAUAGGAGGAUCCCGGCAGAGAGCAGGAGGGUGCACAGUCGAACGAGCACCGAGGCGCACUACUUCUUUAACUUCCCCUGAACCGCCUCAGCUUCGUGCUGCAUCAACAGGGACCUACAAACAAAGGGGGCAGUUCUAGUUCCAGCCUCGUCCAGACAGUCAUACUGCUAGUCAUCUGUUUCAGCCCGAAUCCUGCGGAUUUUAUCCUUCGUCUUUCUGUCAGCGAACACCGCACUUACGCAGAUCAAUUAAGGGGCACGCACGUUAGGCGCGCUGCUAUUGGGCUGUACGGGAAAAUUGAAGCGACUGUCGGUGUGUGGGUGCUGCAGUGUUCACCUGCAUCUUCAGACUUGGAGCAGAGCAACAGCCGCCGGCGGCGCAUCAGUGAGGUAGAACAACCCUAUAUCAAGCUGCAGCCAUGGAAGAGAUGGACCUGCCCCAGAUGAAGAAGGAGGUGGAGAGCCUCAAAUACCAGCUGGCCUUCAAACGAGAGAAAUCCUCCAAAACAGUCACAGAUUUGGUCAAAUGGAUUGAGGACGGUGUUCCCGAAGAUCCCUUUCUAAACCCAGAGCUGAUGAAAAACAACCCGUGGGUGGAGAAAGGCAAAUGCAUCCUCCUCUAGGAAGAAGAAACCUCCAACCGCCCAGGACCGCCAGUUUCAACAGUAACCCUACAGAUGACCCCUGAAGCCGACCCAGACUGUGAGGGCAGAGGCGGGACAGCGCCAAAUGAGCCCUCACCAUGAAUGUACUACAGCUGAUAUCCCCCACCUCACCCCGCACACACAAACAGCAACAAGUGCACAGAAACAAUGACACUUGCACACUUCAUCGCUCCAAACCUUGUCUGACUCUUCAAGUUUAUUCCUGCCAAGGCAACCUAGCAUCACUGUGAUAUGAGAGCAACAAUUAUAACUUGUACUACACUGGUUUGUAUGAAUAUACUGUAUGAUUGUUUAUUUAUACUGCCAUCAGUCGCAUUUUCUUAGCAGAAGUUUUUUUCUAAAUUCCCACUUUAAUGAAUCAGAGGUGUUUAAUACCAUCACAUUCUCACUGCCAGACUGACUAUAGGUGUGCUGGAAGAAAUUUAAGGCUAUCAUCAUCAUUAAAAACACAACCACAUUUAUUAACUUUUAACUCAAACAAGAGAAUUCACAAAUAUGAGGCUAAAAAACUGAUAUAUGUCUUAGGAGUUUUAUUAAAACUGAAAUAAAUAACCAAGAAUAACUUUUCAGAUUGAGUAAGUAACUGUAGGUGAGUGAAAUCUGGUUUGGAUGGUUCUUCCAAUACAAAAGUUAGCAUUUACUGGGUAAUCAACAUAAGAGUGUUGUCCCCUGUAGACAUAUAUUUCUUUGCAUCAAUUAACCAUAGUUUAGAGAGUAAAACUGAUGGACAUAAUAAUGUUUGAUUUGAAGAAUUACAGAGAAAAAUCUUGUAAAUCUCAACAGUUUAGCUAAACGUUAUCGUUAGCAAAGACGUUUAAACUGUUGGGUCCAGUCCAUGCUAAAACAAUAGUCUGCAAAAGCGAACAUGCAAGUGGAUAUAUUCAGUAAUGACCCCUUUAAAAGUGGGGAAUAAAAAAAAAAAAAACUUUUUGGGUAAACUUGAUCAUGAACUAGCAGCCUACUUUGUAAAGAUUGAUUUCUGAGCAGGAACAACCAAAUAGCAGUUAUUAUGUGUUUUUCAAGAUCUGUCUCACUUUGUUCUGACUCUGCCACCAUAAACCUCAAAUGCAAGCUGAAAAACAUAAAGAAUAAGAGGUAAUGCUAAAUACUUUCUAAGAAAACAUGAGCUAUGAUUGUUUUGGGAGAAUCAUUAUUCUAGCAAUACAUUAGACUUGCUAAUAAUGUUAGCCCUUUGAAUUCAUUGAGACGUUCUGGUAUGGCGUUAGUAAUUUAGCUUUUCACUGGAGCUUUAGAGUUUUUUGGGUACAUUUUUUUGAGACACUGUAAUCCUUCCAUAGUGAUGGAUGUUAAUGACUUUUUUUCCUGUGUUUUUUGAUUUAUUUUAAUUGGGACAUCAUGUGUUGCUCUUUGAGGUCUUCUACUUCAUGUUGUCAGACAGUUUCUAUUUUAAGCGAUUGCUUGAUUCUACGAGUUUCAUUCUACAAGUUUGGCUGUAAUGCCUGGCUGAGAAAAAAUAUCUAUAGUGUAUGCAGUUAGGGAUUUCAAUAUAUCUUGAUAUCUCCUUGAAUUACAUAAGAAAAGCUGAUUUAUUAAUUUAUUAAUUUCUUAGCUGUCCAGUCAAAAUGUCACAGUCGUGCAUAUUGAAUUCCACCAAAAUGUCUCUGUAGAGGGGUAUAACUCUUAGCAUAUUAGAAAGUUAGCAUAGUGUAAACAUGUUAAAGUGAUCAUGUAUUAAUACAUGAAACAAAAAUAGUUAACAAACAAGAGUUUUGGGAGAAGUAAAAUACCUAUUCCUUUAUAGACACUCUCCAUAUAUUGGAAAAAAUUGUUUUGUCAGCAUUCAUAUUUGAACAUCUCACACUAUAAUAUAAACCCCUUUGCUGCAGUAGUCAGUUGCAUUAAUUUUUUAUGGUCACCACAUUAUUAACCUGUCACGUUCUGUAACACAGUUGUGGUUGAAAAACACAAAGAGAACAAAAGGAUUAACAAUAGCUGCCAUGGUAACUGGUGUUGACCCGAGGUGUGAAAAUCUGACUUGGUUCCUAUGAGAAUGUUCGCCAAGAAAGUUGUUUAAUGACCAGUGUCGUUGUUUUUGGUUGGUUAAGUGUACACAAUGCAACACUCUGUGACUGGAUGUGGCUACUUAUGGACAUAUUAAGAGAACCGUGGCUCUGCUACUCAAACUGUUUGAAGAAUACCUCUCUGAGUAUAUUUAGCAGCGUUUGUGCAGACUAUGCUAUCACCCAAGAAGCUUCCAAAACUAGCUUACUGCUGCCUUUUUCAGAUUUGAAACUUCAUUUAAUGGAGAAUCCUCAUAUUGAGCUUUAGCUUCAGUGUCAUGGUGUCGGUAGUUCUGCUUGUAUAGUCAUAGCAAAACUAAACUCUCGGUCUCUGGGGUGGGUUUAGGCUUCUGCUCCCUCUCCUACUGAACUACAGCCCCUAAAGACCAUGUACAAACAUGGAAACCAACACAAGAAACCUUUCACACACAUCCCUCCUCACAUGUAUAGAAAAACCCCUUUAACUUAUUAACUUAUUUAUUUAUUUAUUGAAGAGAAUGUUCCUUAACCUUUAGCUAUUUUGUAUAGUCACACCCAUUUCUCUUUAAGUCGCCCUUAAAAAAAUAAAAUUAAAUAAAACUACAAAAAAAGCUACACCUUGCCAGAUCACCAUCUACUACUGCCUUGUACACAGUUUCCUUAAAAUGAGAAUGUAAAUAUGUUGCAUGAGGUUCCAACAUCACCAAUGACCUCAGAGCUGGCCUGUGAAUGCAUGCGACUGCAAUCUUAUGUUUAUGUGUGCAUAUUUCAGAAAUAAAUUUGGACAAGAGGCUCCCAUGUGUGUUGCAGAGCACACAUGCAGCUGCAUCACACAUGCAAACACACAGGAGGCAGAGCAGAUCAACAACACACACACAUAUGCACGCUACUCAGUGAGAAUGUGUUUGAAGGGAGGAGUGGCAAGGACACUGGAGUCUGGAAACAACUUGGGACAGCAGAGCGUCACAUCUUCUCUGUACUGUAUUCAGUCAGAUGUAGUCUGUUUCAGUGGUCAUUCCUGGAAGUUUGAAAACUUUACUUCCAAAUGUAUUUUAAUUGUAUUUUAACUUUUUUGCCAUUAAAAGUUACUAAAUAAGCUAUCUAUCUAUGUUUUCUGAUGGGAAAGCAUGUACAGAGAUGUUUUACAUUCCAAACAUAUGCUAACUGUAACAAUAAAACAUAAGUGUACUGUUGUGUUCAAAAUAAUAGUAUUGCAGAGUCAGUAUCAAAGCAUGAAGAAAAAAUUAUUACAUUUGUUAUCAUUCUACAGAGUGGAAAAAAUUGACUGUUUAAAAAUAUAGCAGUGUCUGCAUUUGUCAUAAAAACUCAAACAUGUUCUAUUUAAACUGACGCUUAGAAGAUAAACGCUUAGAAGAUAAAAAUUUCCCACUUAAUCACUGAAGUUAAUUUUGUUAACCACCUUUUCUGAGAACUGGUUCACAUUUGUGUCACAUGGAAUCGACCAACGUCUGGCACCUGUGAAAUGGUAUUCCAGUCCUGAACCACUGCUCUGCAUUCUACAGUUCUUCUGCAUUUCUUGGUUUCACCUCAGAAACAGCAUGUUUGAUUCAACCUCACAUGUUUUCUUGUGGAUUAAGGCACAGGGAUUGGGUUGGCCACUUCAUGACGUUAAUCUUGGUGCUCUGGAACCAAGGUGCUGCUUGUUUACUGGUGUGUUUGGGGUUGUUGUCUUGUUGAAACACCCAUUUCCAAGUCAUUUCCUCUCCAGUAACAGGACCUCAUCAACUAUUUUGAUGCAUUCAAACUGAUCCCUGGUUUGCAAACAAUGGGCCCAACACCAUAGCAAGAGAGACAUCCUCAUACCAUAUGCCUCCGCCCACAUGCCUUACUCUGUAGUUUGGCGUGAACUAUGUGUUUGGAUGUCGUCAGACAGACUGUCUGCCUUGCUUUCAUUGGUCCAUAAAUGUUACAGAAUCUUUCUGCAGGCUAGUCAGUGGGUUCUUUGGCAUAUUAUAAUCUCUUCCACACAUAAUUUUUCUCAACAAUAGGACUUUGUGGGGCACUCUUGCAGAGACCUUGGUUUUACAUCAGUGUGUUCUAAUUGUUGCAGUAAUCACAGAUACCUUUAGGUCUUUGAUCACUCUGGAUCUGCUCAUUGCCAUCAUGGCUGUUCUAUACUCCAUUGGAAUGAUAGUUUUCAGUUUUCUUUCGUAAGAUUGUACUGCUAUUAAUUUGAACACAACUAGAUGCAAAAUGACACGUCAAAAUUGACAAUUAAAAAGAACUAGAACAAUGUUCCUUAAUCAGUCUAUGGAAGAAUUUGAACAUUAAUGUAUGAAAUAGGACAUAACUCGGCUAACAUGGACAAGUUUUUUUUCUAAAAUAUAAAAUAGCGUUAAGAUUUAAUGCAUUUGAACAUGCUUCGUUUUAGGGGAAUCAUUGGCAAAGCACCAAAAUGUCUCGACCUAAACUACAGAAGACGUACAUGAGAUGACUCCUACAUCUGCUUGUCCCUUGUCUGUUUCAUGUCCUGCUUCUGUAGCUUUACUUGUUUGGUUUGUUUUUCUAUGAUCUGAACUUGGGUAUGUAUGUCUCAUAUUACAAGAUUGUGACUGUAUAAGACUUUGUCUAGAUAUUUAGCAACAUAUUCUAUGUGAAGAGUGCUUUGGAAAAAAUAUGCAUCAGAUCAAAAGUCCUAGUAUAAGAAUGACAAUGAGCAAUAAAUUAUAGACCGAUUUUUUAUUAAAUGUUUUACAAAAACAUUUAACUUACUGAAUAAAGUAGAAGAUUUUUAGACAA
Molecule: messenger RNA, 5604 nt
Organism: Girardinichthys multiradiatus
Lineage: Eukaryota; Metazoa; Chordata; Actinopteri; Cyprinodontiformes; Goodeidae
Product: guanine nucleotide-binding protein G(I)/G(S)/G(O) subunit gamma-13
Exons: 3
Coding region: 599-802 (67 amino acids)
Biological process (GO): phospholipase C-activating G protein-coupled receptor signaling pathway; sensory perception of taste
Cellular component (GO): heterotrimeric G-protein complex
Molecular function (GO): G-protein beta-subunit binding
Source: RefSeq, a predicted model, not a curated record